This is a messenger RNA of Pestalotiopsis fici W106-1, 861 nucleotides long. RefSeq lists its product as uncharacterized. The record is from RefSeq and is a predicted model, not a curated record. Gene Ontology annotation, molecular function: oxidoreductase activity. Lineage: Eukaryota; Fungi; Ascomycota; Sordariomycetes; Amphisphaeriales; Sporocadaceae. The transcript has 2 exons. Bases 1 to 861 code for a protein of 286 amino acids.
AUGGAGAGCAAAGUCUGGCUGAUCACCGGUGCUUCCUCUGGCUUUGGUCUCGAAUUAACUCGCACCGCAUCAGCGAAGGGACACAAAGUGAUUGCAUCUUCUCGAAAUCCCGCCAAGACUCCUGAAUUAGUUGAAGAAAUCAAAAAGAACGGCGGGACAUGGAUUAAUCUGGAUGUUUCGGGGGAUAAUGUCUCCAAAGUAUUGUCGGAAGCUUGGGACAUAUAUGGACACAUUGAUGUCCUUGUGAACAAUGCCGGUUUUAGCAUUCACGGCGCGUUCGAAGACCUUGGCGAGGCAGAUAUUCGUACCCAAUAUGAAACCAAUGUUUUUGGUGUAUUCAAGACAAUGCAGGCCGUCUUGCCAAGGAUGCGGGAGCGCAAAUCGGGCAUCAUUGUCAACAUUAGUUCAACAGGAGGACUUCGGGCUUUACCCGGCGUUAGCCUUUAUGCCGGGUCCAAGCAUGCCCUCGAGGGCAUGACGGAGUCCCUCGCCGCGGAGUACGCCGAGCACGGCGUUCGGCUCAUCUUGGUCGAACCGGGUCCCUUUCGUACAAACUUCUUGGGAAAGAAUGCUUCUCAGGCCCGUCCGUUGAGUGAUGCUUUUCGCGGAACAGCUGUCGCCAAGGUCUUGGAACAUCUGGAAGAACCCAAUGGGAAGCAACCGGGUGAUCCCAAAAAGGCCGCACAGGCGAUUUUUGACUUUUGCAUGGGACAGGGCAAAGCCGCUGAGUUGAAAAAGCCUUACCUGAGACUGUUGCUAGGUAACCCAGCGGUCAAGUCUGCCAACGACAAGUUGGACUCGCUCAGAGAGAAUUUUAGCGCGGUUGAGUCUAUAUCUAGAAGUGUCGAUUUUGAGGAUUAA